This is a messenger RNA of Pyricularia oryzae 70-15, 1611 nucleotides long. RefSeq names its product pre-mRNA-splicing factor sap114. NCBI's taxonomy places the organism in Eukaryota, Fungi, Ascomycota, Sordariomycetes, Magnaporthales, Pyriculariaceae. Bases 1 to 1611 code for a protein of 536 amino acids. Gene Ontology annotation, biological process: regulation of alternative mRNA splicing, via spliceosome; mRNA cis splicing, via spliceosome. Gene Ontology annotation, molecular function: RNA binding. Gene Ontology annotation, cellular component: catalytic step 2 spliceosome; U2 snRNP; U2-type prespliceosome. The transcript is spliced from 2 exons. The record is from RefSeq and is a predicted model, not a curated record.
AUGGCGACCAACGGCGAUGCUGCUCCCCCGGCGCCGGCGGCAGAGACGGCAGCUGCGACUGCGGCCGCGGCACAGCUCGACGGCCUCAGGCCUCCCGAGGGCGUCAUCAUUCCGCCACCCGGUGAGAUCCGCGAGGUGAUUGAAAAGACGGCCGGGUACGUGGCGCGUGGUGGACUGGGCAUCGAGCAGCGCCUACGCGAGAACCACAGCGGGAACCCAAAGUUCAGCUUCGUCACGAGCCAGAGCGACGCGUACAAUCCGUACUACGAGUGGCGCAAGGCCGAGUACAAGGCCGGGCGUGGCACGGCGCUGGCGGCUGGUCGGGCGGAUGCGGCCGCGUUGGCGGCCGCCAAGCUGGCAGAGCAGAACAAGGAGCCCCAGGGCCCGCCCAAGCCGCCGGAUUUUGAGUUCUCGGCGCGCAUGCCGAGGAUGAACCAGAAGGAUCUUGAGAUAUUGAGGGUCACGGCGCUGUUCGUGGCCAGGAACGGAAGGCAAUUUCAGACCCAGCUAAUGCAACGCGAGACUAAGAAUCCGCAGUUUCAGUUUCUUAUCCCGAAUCACACCUUCCACAAUUUCUUCCAGCAUAUGGUAGAUCAGUACGCCAUCAUACUCAAGGAGAGUGGCAUGGGAGGGGAUGGAUCUAAGGCCCAGGAGCAGCGAAUUGAGCAGCUGCGGCGCAAUGUCGAGGAUCGGUUCCACAUUCUGGAGAGGGCAAAACAGCGGGCUGAGUAUGCAGUAUGGCAGGAGCAGGAGAGGCAGAAGCAGGAGGCUGCCGAGGAGAAGAAGAAGGAUGACUUUGCACGCAUCGACUGGAAUGACUUUGUCGUGGUUGAGACUAUUGAUUUCACCGAGGCAGAUGCCAAUAUUACCCUCCCACCGCCGACGACUCUCAACGACAUACAAUACGCAUCAUUGGAGGAGAAGCAAAACUUCUCAGUCAACGCCAAGCGUAUCGAAGAGGCAUUCCCCUUUGAUGAUACCAGCUACAAUGCCUAUCCGGUACAGCAACAGCAAUCACAACCAGCACAACAAGACUCACCGGCAGGGGCACCGGCACAGCCGGCACACAUGCAGCAGGACCCCGAGGAGACGCGGAGGAUACAAGAAAGGGAACAAGCCCGGGCGCGCAUGCACCAAGCCCAGGCAGAUGCCAGAGGAGGAACGGCUCCAAUGAAGAUCAAGGAAAACUACGUACCCAAAGCGGCUGCCCGGGGUCCGAGGACCGGAGGCCAGACGGCUCUGUGUCCAAGAUGUAACCAGCAGAUCCUCUUGUCGGAGUGGGAGGAGCACAUGAGGAUCGAACUGCUGGAUCCCAGGUGGAAGGAGCAAAAGGCCAAGGCAGAGUCGCGAUACGCGACGACCAACAUAUCGACGGCGGAUGUGGCCAACAACCUGAAGCGUCUGGCGAGCCAAAGGACGGACGUGUUCGACAGCGUCACGGGCCAGCCGCUCUCGGAGGAGGAGAUGGCCCGUCGCAAAAAGGCAGCCAUCAACAGCUACGAUGGAAACCCCGACGGCAAGAGCCAGGCGCACAUUGCACACCUGCAGCACGUCAAUGUCGAGGAGCAGAUCAGGGCUAUCCAGCAAAAGUUUGGAGACAAAAAGGAAUAA